GUCUAGUGUGAUUCGAACUCUUCUCGUUAGACUGGUACCUAGGUAACUACCUAAUAAUAAAUAUGACAUUCUUGAAUAUAGAUCGCUCCCGAAGCCAAUAUGCUAUCAACGACAAGAUCCUACGACUGAUACGGCUUCUAAUAUUAAUAUUGGUGCUAUGUCUAUCUUUUAGUCUACUUUACCCCGAUCGUGAUUUCAAUCUCGCUUCGGCCGGCUUUGUGUUACUUGGGGCGUUCAUACAGGCUUUCGACUUGGAUUGUGGUGGUGUAUCCGAGAUUAGCAUGGUCAUGCAUCUAUGCCUCGAUUCAGUUUUCGCCCUUACUUCUUCGAGUAUGCUAUUACAAUUAAUUCUUCGUGGAAUUGUUGAUUGGAACUACCAACUGACGAUGUGUUUAUGGGGAGGCCUUGCGCAAGCAACACAUCUCUAAACCAAGACUUACACCAGCUUACCUAGAAUUUGGCCAAUAGGAUGUUGACUGGGGUCUUGCUCCAUCGUGAUCUUGGGUAUUAUCUAAAGUUGCGACAAGCGGUGCGACCGCGUAUAAUGUUCACACCUGAAGGAGAUCCCGUAUCGGUUACCCCUGACGAAGAAUUUAUCGUCUAGCCCUUCAAUUUAAAGGGCCCGUUGUUGGUUAUCAAUAGAGUCUCUUUAUAGACCUG
Hypoxylon trugodes is the source of this 660-nucleotide messenger RNA. RefSeq lists its product as uncharacterized. The transcript has 3 exons. Bases 63 to 428 code for a protein of 121 amino acids. Lineage: Eukaryota; Fungi; Ascomycota; Sordariomycetes; Xylariales; Hypoxylaceae. The record is from RefSeq and is a predicted model, not a curated record.